GUUGUUCCCGCAGAGAGGCGAGAAGAUGGCGGCCGUGUCAAGCGGAGGUGCUGCUGGGUCCACUGCGCCCGGGAUUACGCACUCUGCCCGACCGACCCACGCAGUUAUGGGCUCCCAGAACCGAGGCCAGCCAUCCUCCGGGAUCAGCCACCCCAGUCGCACCAGCACGACCACUGGGUGCAUCACCAGUCCUGGCCACACUUCGGCCACCAGGCCCCCCCCAGCUCGAGUGGGCCACUAUGAAAUCGAGCGGACCAUCGGCAAGGGGAAUUUCGCGGUUGUUAAACUAGCCACGCACGUCAUUACCAAAGCAAAGGUGGCUAUAAAAAUAGUGGAUAAGACCCAGCUGGAUGAUGAGAACCUGAAAAAGAUCUUCAGAGAGGUGCAAAUCAUGAAGUUGCUGAAACACCCCCACAUCAUCCGCCUCUACCAGGUGAUGGAGACGGAGAGGAUGAUCUAUCUGGUAACAGAGUACGCCAGCGGUGGAGAGAUAUUUGACCACCUGGUGGCUCAUGGGCGUAUGGCAGAAAAAGACGCCAGAAAGAAGUUCAAGCAGAUUGUGGCAGCGGUGCACUUCUGUCACUGUCGCAACAUCGUCCACCGAGACUUGAAGGCAGAGAAUCUGCUCCUGGACCACAACCUCAACAUCAAAAUCGCAGAUUUUGGCUUCAGUAACUUGUUUUCUCGAGGCCAGCUGUUGAAGACAUGGUGUGGCAGCCCUCCCUAUGCUGCACCGGAGCUUUUUGAGGGGAAAGAGUAUGAUGGUCCAAAAGUAGAUAUAUGGAGCUUAGGUGUGGUGUUAUAUGUUUUGGUGUGUGGCGCCCUGCCUUUCGAUGGCAGCACUCUACAAAAUUUGCGGGCACGUGUCCUCAGUGGGAAAUUCCGCAUCCCCUUCUUCAUGUCCACUGACUGUGAGUACUUAAUCCGACACAUGUUGGUCCUGGAGCCCAGCAGACGGUUGUCCAUGGAGCAGAUCUGUAAGAACAAGUGGAUGAGACAAGGAGACCCAGACCCAGACUUUGACAGGUUGAUAGCAGAAUGUACGCAGGUGAAGACGGAGAGAGAGACGGAGCUCAUCAAUGAGCAGGUGCUGAUAGCCAUGUCUGAGAUGGGCCUGGACAGAGAGCGCACGCUUCAGUCCCUUCAAACAGAUGCGUAUGAUCACUACAGUGCCAUCUAUAGUCUGCUGGCUGACCGCCUCAAGAAACACAAGACGCUGCGUGUUGCUCAGCCUCCCCUGCGUUCCAUUAGCUACCCCCUUAAUGCUGUACAGCAGACAGAUCCACAGGGUAAUCCAGUUAGCAUGACCGUUCCCCACGUCCAGCUCAUCAACCCAGAGAACCAGAUUGUUGAGCCGGAUGGCAGCAUGGCACUGGACAGUGAUGAAGGAGAGGAGCCAUCUCCCGAGGCCAUGGCUCGCUACCUUUCAAUGAGGCGGCACACUGUGGGGGUACCAGACCAAAGGACAGAGAUGCAGGAAGACCUUCAGAAACUGCCACCAGGUUUCCCACGAGGUGCAGUGCCCCAGCCCCCAUUCCCUCUAUUGGCCCCCAAUAUGGGCCAAAUACACACUCUCAUGCCAACACAGAGCCUGCAGCCCACACAACAACUGGAGUACAAGGAACAGUCUUUGCUUCAGCCACCCACACUUCAACUCCUCAAUGGCAUGGGGCCUCUCGGCCGACGAGCUUCCGACGGAGGAGCUAACAUUCAGCUACAUGCUCAACUCCUAAAAAGGCCCAGGGGUCCCUCGCCUCUUGUCGCCAGCCCGCACCCUAUCCCUGCUGUAGCUCCAGUAGAUGAGGAAGGUUCGGAUGGAGAGCCAGACCAAGAGGCGGUACAGAGGUACCUGGCGAACCGCUCCAAGCGGCACACGACGCACGCGCUCAUGAGCACAUCGCAUGGCGAGCCCUCGGCAGACUCACAGCGGCCCCAGGGCCCCCGCCAGAGGGGGGGUUGGGCCCCCGACAUACACACCCGAUCCAGUUAUAAGGACUCUAACACCCUUCAUCUCCCCAUGGAGCGCUUCUCACCCGUCAGGCGGUUCUCUGACGGCGCCGCCACCAUCCAGGCUUUCAAGGCUCAUCUAGAAAACAGCAGCCUCAUUAAGCAACUCAAACAGGAGUGUGAGCAGCUCCAGAAAAAGUAUGCUUUCCAGCAGGAUGAGCAUCUCCUGGAGCACACCCAGCAGCAGCAUAUCCUCUACCAGCAAGAGCAACAAAUCCUCCACCAGCAAAUCCAGAGUCUGUCUUUAGGCCAUGGAGAGAGCCAGCCGAGUCACCUAACCCACCAGCUUCAGAGAUUGCAUAUCCAGCCCUCCAGCCCGCCGCCAACACAUCCCAGCAACCACCUCUUCAGGCAGUCCAAUCAGAGCCCUCCGCCUUGCUCUGCAGGCAUACUGCAGGGGCACGGUGGUCCGUCACCAGUGCAGUACCAGCACCAGCAUGGUACUGCAGCACUGUACCAAGGCCAGAGUGGAAGCCCACCUCCCACAGGUUUGCCUCGAGUCGCUCUCGCAACAAAUCAGCAAGCACCAUCUGUCCGCCCCACUGUCCCAUUGGCACAGGGUGUACCUCAACAACAGCAGGUGACCAUCCAGGUGCAGGAAGUGGAACUGGGAGGUGUGGCGCAGAGACAAGGUAGCUUUUUGUCCACACCAGGACACAGAGUUCUUGGGAAGCAGCUGAGUGCAGACAACGCCGAGAUGCACAGUCGCAGCCUCGGCCGCUUCACAUCGGGCUAUGAGCAGGCCCAGUUCAAUGCCCACCUCAUCUCUGGCGACGCUGCCUCCCGGGGCGCCUCCGGAGUGCUCAGCUCCUUCAGCCCGUACCUACAGGGAGCCUCGCUCAAAGUCCCCAGCCUAGAAGGGUACCAGGGCGGGGUGGUGGGGAGUGGCAACUAUGGUACUCCCUCAACACUACAACAGGCCCUGCUGUCCCCAACUCCUUUGGACUACCGCCCCCCACAACAGCACGUCACCCCCACCCUGCAGGGCCUCCUCUCCCCCCGUCACUCUUUAACAGGGCACGCUGAUCCCAGGUUGCCCCCCCAAGACCUGGCUGCCCUGCUGAAGAGGCACAGUCCCCGGCCGUGCCCAGCGCCCCCCACACCACCCAGCGGUCCGCCCCAGGAGUAUGGAGAGAUGUUGCUUCUACACCAGCUGAGCCAGGGUGAGAGCUUGGAGCAACCGACACCACAGGGUGCCCCCGGAGGCCCACACUACCUCCACCUCCUCCAGAUUCGACCACCUGAUGUCCAGCCACAGCAGCACCCAGCCCAGCCACCGUGCCCCAGCUUACCUUACUCAGAGAGCAUGGAGGAGGACGAGGUGCCACCUGGCUACCAUCACCCACACGAGGGCCUGCUGACCAAGGCAGGGGAAGGUCAUGAGCUUCUCGGGCCUCCCUGCGGAGGCACCCCGCCCUAUAACUCCCCGACACACAGGCAUGGCGGCUAUAUAAGGAGUCCUCCAGCAACGAGAGAAUCUGAGUGCGUGGAGUGUAGGCCCCCAGGGCAGGCCAUGGAGGUGCCUGAUCAUAAUGGUGUGGGCUACUCUCGAGGUCCCCAGGGUGACGCCUAUAGGUCCCGUGGACAACUACAGCGCCACCACACCAUUCAGACCUGCGAUGAUGCUUAUGACCAGGUAGAGCCCAUGUCUGGAAUGAGCCUGUUGGCUGGAAAGGCAUUAAGCUCUGCCCGCAUGUCAGACAUCCUCAGCCAGACAUCAUUGACAGGAAGCCAGCAGCUGCACCAGCGGGAAGAGUCAGUGUGUGAUGUCGAAGGGGAGCUCCAUGCAGCAGCGUGCUACCCCUCCUCCUGCACCAGUGACAUGCUCCUCAGCUACAAGCCCCCAGACCUGCAGUACAGCAUGGAGCAGGCUGGGGUCUAGCACAGGAAAGGAUGUAUCCUGUGUACAGCGGUCCAUAUCAGCCAUCCUGAGUUGUGUUGACUUGAGUUGAGCAGCAUCACACCAAACCCACCACCACCACCACCACCACCGUCGUCUUUUGCCCAACCUGGGCCUCGGGAGGGAGAGGGAGGGAGGGCACUCUACGUCCAUCUGUAUUGUCUCCGUCUGUCCCCGGGAGGGGACUCUGUAUAAGAGAGGGAGAGUGUGUGGGUAUAAUCUUCAGUGGGGGGGAUGGGUGGGUGGGGAGCACAGGUGGGGCUGUGGGGGUUUCAAAGGUCAAAGUGCCAGCAUUUUCUGCACAGACCUUCAGCACUCGCUGCUGCUGGUCAUCUCUUCUUUUCUUCACCUCCCGUCGCGGUUAGACUGCAGUUCCACUCCUCCCUCUUCCGGCCCCACAGCCUCACCCCCCCCUCACCACCUCACCUCACCUCACCUCUCGCCCCGGCUCCCACCUGCUGCCGCCCCCGGCCUAAAACUCCCGCGUCAUCAUUUGUCCUCUGUUAACUGUCGGCAUACUUGGUCAUGUGCCUCGUCGGCUAACGCAGCGAUCCAGUCACACUCGGCAGAACAUGGAGUCUAACGUAAACACACACUGCUGCAACAAAUCCAAAGUAUUCACGUUAGGUCUGAGUGCGCAUGCGUGACUGAAAAGACGGGGUGAGUUGACUUGAAGUUGUCUGUGAGAGUUGGUCAGUUCCUCCCUCUCUCCCGCUCUCUUCCCCCCCACCCCCCAUCCGCUGGCCUGCAGCAGAUAAUUCCGAAACGGGCCGAGAUGUCGACGGUGGCGGCCCCUUAUUGGCCGGGUGUUUUGGAUCUCUAACAAAGCCGCUCUCCAAAGAUGGAGCUCAGUGAUAUCGCACAGGACAAACCAGCUCUCAUAGUUUUAUAGUUUUUUUUCUGUUUCUCUUUUAUUUUUGUUCUGGUAUUUUUUUUUAAUUUUAAAAUUCAUUUUUACGGCUAAUGUCCAAGCAGGCAUUAUGGUCAAUAUUGUUACUCUUGUUGUUACUGUUUUCUGUAAAAUAAGUUUUAUUAUAAUGGAUAUUAUUAUUAUUAUUAUUAUUAUGUUAUUAAUGGAAAAAUAGUUCUGUGUUGCAAGGAAGACAACUUUGUUCUUUGAUUACUUAAAUCUGCACUUUCAGUUCAAGCUGUCCUCUCUUGUCUGUUUCCACCCUCUGCACACGGCUCCUCGCUCUCUGUCAUGCUGUUCACCUUGUCUUUCAAUUUACACGCCUGUUCAUCCACCUCGUCUUACCUUUCUCUCCAUCCUCCUCCCUCCUUUUCCAUGUCAGUGACAGUGUAUUGCAUUGUGGGUAGAUUUACCAGACAUUUGCUCCUUUCCUUGUACAGUGAUGCCAUGUAUAGAACGCUAUUGCAAUUUCUGUAUCAAAUCUAUUCUUUUUGUUACUUAUUUUCUUUUGUUUUGUUUUUAGAUGUCGUUGGGGAGGCUUUUUUUUAUAUCGGUAUUGUUUUUCAUUUGUACUUUUGGAUGUCUUCAAAGUGUUUCUUUUUUCUUUUACUUUUCCUUCGUUUGUUUCUUUGUUUUAUGAAUCGUUGAGAUUUCUAGCCAAAAAUGGACAGAGAGAAGAGAGACGCUGCUCUUUCUGUCCCGUAAAAAAGAUUGUUCUUAUUUGUUUUUAAAUAUUAUUAUUAUAUCGAGACACUUGAAUAAGAGGAGAGUAAUUAUUUUGUGUUGCUCUUUAAAGUAUCAUUUCAGUCGUUGAUGUUGUUGUGACUGUCAUUCUUGUUGAUGUGGGGCCCGUUUUCUGUUGGCGGGGUCGUUGGCGGCAGGUUAUACAGGGUCAGGCUUCGGGCUUUGUCGGGGUUGGUUUGGGUGCUACAGAGACUUGACAAAUAAACAGAAAGAAACAAUAAACUACCGGUGGAACAACUUGUAAUAUAGCCGACAUAUCAUCCCAAACAUCACAAGUGUGGGGACGGACAAACCCACUUCUCGUUCCCUCCCGUGCUGCCCUGCCCAUCUCCUGCGAUCCUCCCACCGUCUUUUACUACAUCGCUUCUGAUCAGAUGAAGCAUUGCGGACAGGACGCCUCCUCGCAAGUUAACCUGUUACUAUGGCAACUAAGGAGGACUCUACUACUGCUUUUACUGAACAGCCCUCUUUUGGUUUUGUUGAACUUAUGCCCCCCCCCCCCCCAAAGUCUGGAAGGGAUGAUUAGCGGACGCUGUAUCUACAUUUUAUAAUGGAUCCUGUCUGAGUUAGAUAAAUCUGGAAACACUUCCAAACCGCGAAAGGGGAGACAUUUAUGUCAGGAGGUGAACGCAAGACUGAAUCGUUGAAACAUCUUCCGCAGUGAAGGAUCACUCUAUUGCGGCCCGAGUGUGGAUAAGUGUGCCUGCCUUAAAACACGUCUACCAACAACAUCUGUGCAUCCUAAAUUGAGUCGAACUACAGCGCAGGCAAACGGAGGCUUCAGCAUACUGGAGGAUUAAAUAUCAGCUUUUUAAACAACAUUUUUAUUCAUAAACCUCUAUUUAUCCUCCCAUAUACAAGUACACCUGGAUGUUGAGGUGGGCCAGCAAGGGGGGGGGGGUGUGUGUCAAGAUUUCUGCUUCACUUGUUUGUGUUUAAAAACUGAUUGCACAAUAACCUGGCUGCAUGGCUGGCAUAUUGUUCGCUGUUUCCAUCCGAGAGCUGCAGAUGGUGUCAUGCGGCGCUCGUGCUUUCCAUUUUGCAUCAUGUCACUUCCUGUUUACCGGCAUUUCGCUCUCGCUCAGACUCAUCAUGGUUAGCCCUAGAUGUUAAUCUGUGAAAGCAGAGCGUGCACACGCGGGGUGGGAUGGAUUCAUGAAAUAACCUUGAUUAAAUCUGUUUUGGUGCGUUUUCCCCCACAAAACGAAACCUUCUCAUGUGUGAAACAUUUCCCUCCAGAUCUCAUUUGUUCCUCAUGCAGAUCUUUCCUGCACUUUUCUUGUUUACGCCAAGCCAAAACUUUGAUCUGGUGGAAAAAUCACUUUUUUUUUUACAUACAGGAGAGGGAAAUGCCUGUAAUGGAAGACGGUGCAUGUCUCGUGUCCCAUGGCAGUAUAGAAACUCUAAAAUUAAGACCUGGAGGCUCCACUUUGUCUGAUAUUGUGACCAGUACCAGAGCCGUUGUACGGAGAGCAAAGGCACACAGGAAAAAGACGACUUGUGUGAAUGGAAAGCACCGCACAUGAAUUCAGAGACAAUGGGGAGGAGAGCUGCUUUACACACAUCUCCUGCCUCUCUCGACUGAACCUUUACCCUCCUCUUCUCUUUUCUGUCUUAACCCUUCCAUUCCUGACUUAUGUGUUUUUUUCCCCUCUCCAUCCCAGGCUCAUUUCUCGACAAGCCAGCUCUCUGCUCCACCCCUUAGGUUUGUUUUUGUUCUUAAUUGGCUCUCUCUCUUUCUUUCUCUUUCUUUUUUUGUCAUUUUUUUUCCAUUUUGUUUUUUAUGUUCAUUUCUGUUGAGUACAAAAAUACUAAAGUGCAACAACGAUGAUUAAAAAAAUAUCAACCAAACUGAGAUGAAUAAAUAAAUAUAUAUAAAUAAAGAAAUAAUUUAAAAAG
This is a messenger RNA of Solea solea (common sole), 7460 nucleotides long. It is a transcript of the gene sik3, whose product is annotated as SIK family kinase 3. Gene Ontology annotation, biological process: intracellular signal transduction; microtubule cytoskeleton organization; protein phosphorylation. The coding region runs from base 26 to 3889 and encodes 1287 amino acids. Gene Ontology annotation, cellular component: cytoplasm. The record is from RefSeq and is a predicted model, not a curated record. The transcript is spliced from 26 exons. NCBI's taxonomy places the organism in Eukaryota, Metazoa, Chordata, Actinopteri, Pleuronectiformes, Soleidae. Gene Ontology annotation, molecular function: tau-protein kinase activity; ATP binding; protein serine/threonine kinase activity.